Molecule: messenger RNA, 2313 nt
Organism: Penicillium arizonense
Lineage: Eukaryota; Fungi; Ascomycota; Eurotiomycetes; Eurotiales; Aspergillaceae
Exons: 4
Coding region: 1-2313 (770 amino acids)
Source: RefSeq, a predicted model, not a curated record
AUGUUCAUCACCAACGAGUGGUACCGCAGCAUAUUUUUCAACAUCACCAUUGUAUCACUAUGCGCCUUCAUCGCACCAGGAUUAUGGGCCGCAAUGAACGGGCUGGAUGGAGCGGGAGCCGCCGAUCCUACCUACAUCAACGCCGCGAAUUCAGUCGUCUUCUGUCUACAAGUGCUGGUGUGCAUAUUCGGCACCCCCACUGAUCUCAAGGAUAGGGCUGAAAUGCAGCAGGAAUGCUUGUCUUCCCGGUCUAUGCUUCCAGUGUAUACUGCAACAUCAAGUUCGACAAUAAGUGGGUUCUUCCUAGACUGGAGGAGACCCAGUGUCAAUACGCAAGCAAUAGUCGCUUUUAUUCUGAUUUAUGCAUUCGAGCUAUCACUCUACCUCUAUGCAAUGGUCAUCACAAAACAGUACGAGAACCGAGACACAAAACCUUCGUUUGACUGGACAGAUGAUGGUUUCGGAAGAUCGGCAUGCGUCUACAUCCUCAUGCUAGUGGGAUUCAACCUCAUGUACGACUACCUCUACUGGCUCGUCGGAACGAUCAAUAAGAGUGGCGGGGAAGUGGUUCGGCUAAGCGCAGUGAUACGAGGCAUCGAAAGUGCAGGGCAGGCAAUCUCUUACGGCACCAAUUCAAUCAAUCAGGACCAAUUUCCUCUAUCCGGAGCCGUUGCGGUCAAUAUGAGCGUUUUUGUGGUUUGUAUCGUUCCGUCUUGGCUUGUUAUUUGGAGGGUUGGUGUGCUUAAUGGCCUCAAGGUUCAUUCUAUUGUUCAGGAUGAGGUUGCAGAAGACCCUUUAGAGGACACUCUGCGGAGUGAUUCUCAUGCUGCGCCGUGGGAAUCUUCUCGUGAGCGUGUCAGCCCUAACUUGAACAUACUAAAGCCCACGUGGUCUAUCACAAUGCGCUGCCAUUCAGCAAUCCACUUUAUCCUCUGUACAUCACCGGUCCUGGGAAGUCCAGUACCAGUAUAUACAAUAUCAGACCACGUCAACGUCCCAAGCAUUCUCACCAAGCUAUUCGACACCACAAAUCAACUCUACCUCGACCAAAACAUAACCAAAGACCUAUUCGAACUCAAAUCCCGAAUAUAUGACAUCGCCCUAGGCAGAACAACACCAGUCCAAAGCAUAGCCGAAGCACUAACCACCCUCUCAACCCUCCAAACCAACGUAAACCCCCUCCAACGUGCCCUAACCCUAGCACGCAACAACCUAAUCCCAUCAAACAUCCUCGACAUCCUCUGGGGAAUAACGAACAAACGAAUAAACUCAAUAACGAACACAAACCCCAAAGCCCCAAAGCCCCCAAUCUACCCAACAAACCACCCAACCGACGCCCCAUACUCAGUCCCAGAAACAAACCUACGCUCCGCAAUCCACAUCCCAGAAACAUUCACGUACGGCAAAACAAACAAAACCCCAAUCCUCUUCAUACCAGGAACAGCAGAUCCAGCAGGGAGCACCUACUACUUCAGCUACACGAAGCUAUUCACAGAAUACGCAUUCACAGAUCCAGUCUGGGUGAAUAUACCCGGCGAUUCGCUAGACGACAUCCAAACAAACGCAGAGUACGUAGCAUACGCGAUCAACUACCUAUCCUCAAUAUGCAACCGCACCAUCGGCGUGCUAUCCUGGUCUCAGGGUGGAAUCGACGUGCAAUGGGCAUUGAAAUACUGGCCGUCGACACGGGCCGCAGUUAGUGAUUUCAUGGCUGUCAGUGCUGAUUUUCACGGGACUGUCAUGGAUAUCCUGUGUGAUCUUCCGUCUCCGUUUUGCACGCCUGCGAUUUCGCAGCAGGGGUAUGAGACCAUGUUUGUGAAGGCUCUGAGAGGAGGUGGUGGUGAUUCGGCGUAUGUGCCUACGACGAGUGUGUAUUCGGGUUACGAUGCCAUUGUGCAGCCGCAGAGUGGGGGAAUGGGGGCAUCAGCGUUUUUGGAGGAUGAGAGGGGGGUUGGGGUUGAGAAUGUUCAGGUUCAGGUUGCUUGUCAGGGGAUGGUUGGGGGAGGGUAUUAUUCGCAUUCUUCUGUGCUUGUUCAUCCGUUGGUGUUUGCGCUUUUUGUUGAUGCUUUGGAGCAUGAGGGGCCUGGGCGGUUGGAUAGGAUUGACCUUGGGGGUGUUUGUGGGAUGUCUCUUGCCCCUGGGCUUGGGUUGGACGAGUUUUUGGGAACAGAGGUUAUUGGGGAUGUUGUUGGACCGCUUAAUACUUUGUUGUUUCGGCAUGCUUCGAAUGUUGAGCCGCCGCUUAGGGGUGGUCUCUAUAUCAUACAUACAAAGUCAAAGGCUUUCAUUGGGUAUUAUUGUGUGAAGCUCUAG